Gongylonema pulchrum is the source of this 582-nucleotide messenger RNA. Lineage: Eukaryota; Metazoa; Nematoda; Chromadorea; Rhabditida; Gongylonematidae. The record is from the annotation of a GenBank genome assembly.
GCUCGUAUGUGCCGCCGGAUAUCGGACCUGAUGCCUGUGAUAAUUCGAGCAUCGCAAUCGACUGUUGCCACAUGCCAAAAGUAUGGCGAUCAGGAAGUACAGGUUGCUACUGUACUCACGUUCCACAGGUGGACUACUCGACCUGAUAUAGUGGAGCUCCAGGGUGUUCGUUUAUCAAUUAUGUUCAUUUCAGGAACAAAAGAGCAAGCAUAUGUGUAUGCGCUCUCAUCCGCAGCAUUAACACACCAUGUGGCGAAAGCUUGUGUGUCCGGCGAUUUGCCCUAUUGUCCAUGCGGCCUCAAUUCACCGACCGCUUCCGCUGAUGCCACCUAUAAGUGGAAGGGAUGUAGCGACAACGUGCUUUAUGGACAGCGAGUCAGUCGUGAAUGGGCAGAUGCUUCGUGGCGCAAAAAGUGGCGAUCAGGUAACGCGACUGCUGCUUCGAGACGACAUCAUCGAGAGCUUCUCGAUGACAGCUGGACAUAUAUUAACAGCGAUUUCUCGGAGCGCAAAUCAACAGCCGAUCUUCCACCGCGUGCACGAAUGAAUGAGCACAAUAAUGAAGUUGGCCGCCAGGUAUAA